This is a messenger RNA of Miniopterus natalensis, 3754 nucleotides long. RefSeq names its product ral guanine nucleotide dissociation stimulator (gene RALGDS). Gene Ontology annotation, molecular function: guanyl-nucleotide exchange factor activity. Gene Ontology annotation, cellular component: plasma membrane. Gene Ontology annotation, biological process: Ras protein signal transduction. NCBI's taxonomy places the organism in Eukaryota, Metazoa, Chordata, Mammalia, Chiroptera, Miniopteridae. The record is from RefSeq and is a predicted model, not a curated record.
AUGGCCCGGGAAGCCAGGCCUGGGGUGCCCAAGGGCAGGAAGGGCUGGGUGUUCCUUGCUUGCAUCUCUGUGGUGACCGCCAGGAGGUGGGCCACUGCCCGCCGUCCUAGUCCUACUAUCCGGAGCCCCACACCUUGGCCAACACCUCUGCUAGCCCCAGCCUCGGAGCCGCUGUUCCCGGGCUCCCGGCGGAGCCGCAGCGUGUGGGACGCCGUGCGCCUGGAGGUGGGCGGCCCCGACAGCUGCCCCGUGGUGCUGCACAGCUUCACGCAGCUCGACCCCGACCUGCCGCGCCUGGAGAGCUCCACGCAGGAGAUCGGCGAGGAGCUGGUCAACGGGGUCGUCUACUCCAUCUCCCUGCGCAAGGUGCAGGUGCACCACGGCACCAACAAGGGCCAGCGCUGGCUCGGGUGUGAAAAUGAGUCAGCCCUGAACCUGUACGAGACCUGCAAGGUGCGGACGGUGAAGGCAGGCACGCUGGAGAAGCUGGUGGAGCACCUGGUGCCAGCCUUCCAGGGCAGCGACCUCUCCUACGUCACCAUCUUCCUGUGCACCUACCGGACCUUCACCACCACCCAGCAGGUCCUGGACCUUCUGUUCAAAAGAUACGGGUGCAUCCUCCCCUAUGCCCACGAGGACGGCGGACCCCAGGACCACCUGAGAAAUGCCAUCUCCUCCAUCCUGGGCACCUGGCUGGACCAGUACUCAGAGGACUUCUGCCAGCCCCCGGACUUUCCCUGCCUCAGGCAGCUGGUGGCCUAUGUGCAGCUCAAUGUGCCUGGCUCCGACCUGGAGCGCCGUGCGCACCUGCUUCUGGCUCAGCUGGAGCACGCAGAGCUUACAGCAGAGCUGGAGGCUCUAUCACCAGCUCCAGCACCAGCUCUAAAACCAGCUCCAGAGCUAGAGACAGCUCCAACACCAGCUCUAGCGCCCAGUCCUACGCUGACUUCAGAGCUAAAGCCAGCUCCAGUGCCAGCUGUAGUGCCCAGUCCUGUGCCUACUUCAGAACAAGAGCCAGCUCCAGCGCCAGCUCUAGUGCCCAGUCUAGCACCGUGUCUAGUGCCCAGUCCAGUGCUGACUUCAGAGCAAGAGCUAGUGCUGGCCCGAGAACUUGAGCCUACGCUUGAACCAGCUCCAGAGCGAGAGCCAGCACCAGCACCUCUUGCAACAUCAACUCCAGAGCUGGACCCAGCUUUAUCACAAACUCUAGAGCUAGAGUCAGCUCCAGCACCAGAGCCUUCCUGGCCUUUGCCUGUGGCUGCAGAGAAUGGGCUGAGUGAGGAGAAGCCUCACCUCUUGGCAUUCCCUCCCGACCUGGUGGCAGAGCAGUUUACCCUGAUGGAUGCGGAGCUGUUCAAGAAGGUGGUGCCCUACCACUGCCUGGGCUCCAUCUGGUCCCAACGGGACAAGAAGGGCAAGGAGCACCUGGCUCCCACCGUCCGUGCCACCGUCGCCCAGUUCAACAGUGUGGCCAACUGCGUCAUCACCACCUGCCUCGGGGACCGGAGUGUGACGGCCCGGGACAGGGCCAGGGUGGUGGAGCACUGGAUUGAGGUGGCCAGGGAGUGCCGGGUCCUCAAGAACUUCUCUUCGCUCUACGCCAUCCUGUCCGCUCUGCAGAGCAACUCCAUCCACCGGCUGAAGAAGACGUGGGAGGAAGUGUCCAGGGACAGCUUGCGGGUCUUUCAGAAGCUGUCGGAGAUUUUCUCCGAUGAAAACAACUACUCGCUGAGCAGAGAGCUGCUUGUCAAGGAGGGGACCUCCAAGUUUGCCACCCUGGAGAUGAACCCCAAGAGAGCCCAGAAGCGGCCAAAGGAAACGGGUGUCAUCCAGGGCACCAUCCCCUACCUGGGAACAUUCCUCACAGACCUGGUGAUGCUGGACACUGCAAUGAAGGACUACCUGUAUGGGAGACUGAUCAACUUCGAGAAGAGGAGGAAGGAAUUCGAAGUGAUCGCCCAGAUCAAGCUGCUCCAGUCUGCUUGCAACAAUUACAGCAUCGAGCCCGAGGAGCAGUUUGGGGCCUGGUUCCGGGCCACAGAGCGGCUCAGCGAGGCUGAGAGCUACAACCUGUCGUGUGAGCUGGAGCCCCCCUCCGAGUCGGCCAGCAACACUCUGAAGGCCAAGAAGAACACAGCCAUCGUCAAGCGCUGGAGCGACCGCCAGGCCCCCAGCACAGAGCUGAGCACCAGUGGCAGCUCGCACUCCAAGUCCUGUGACCAGCUCAGGUGUAGCCCCUACCUCAGCAGCGGGGACAUUGCCGACGCACUGAGCGUCCACUCGGCCGGCUCCUCCAGCUCCGAUGUGGAGGAGAUCAACAUGAGCUUUGUCCCGGAGUCCCCUGAUGGGCAGGAAAAGAAGUUCUGGGAGUCGACCUCCCAGUCGUCCCCGGAGACCUCUGGCAUCAGCUCGGCCUCCAGCAGCGCCUCCUCCUCCUCGGCCUCCACCACGCCCGUGGCCGGCACCCGCACCCACAAGCGCUCCGUCUCCGGGGUGAGCAGCUACAGUGCCUCACUGCCGCUCUACAACCAGCAGGUGGGCGACUGCUGCAUCAUCCGAGUCAGCCUGGACGUGGACAACGGCAACAUGUACAAGAGCAUCCUGGUUACGAGUCAAGACAAGGCUCCGGCUGUAAUCCGCAAGGCCAUGGACAAGCACCACCUGGAUGGGGAUGAGCCCGAGCACUAUGAGCUGGUGCAGGUUAUUUCAGACGAGCGAAAGCUGAAGAUCCCUGACAACGCCAAUGUGUUCUAUGCCAUGAACUCUACUGCCAACUAUGACUUUGUCCUAAAGAAACGGACCUUCACCAAGGGGGCAAAGGUCAGGCACGGAGCCAGCUCCACCCUCCCCCGCAUGAAGCAGAAGGGACUCAAGAUUGCCAAGGGCAUCUUCUAGCCGGUCCCUCGUGCUGGCCCAGCCUCAGGACUGCCCUUUCCAGGGUCAGGCUGGCCGGGCAACGAAGCACUUGCUGACGAGAGUGGCCCAGGCCAGGCAGGCACCUUCCGCCCAGCCUGCCAGCCCAGGCCACCCCCAGACUCCAGUGUCUCCCUGGACCUCUCCCGCCGCCGGGAUUGACGCCUGCCCAUCAACGGGCUGACCUGGCCUCCCGUGGACCACUCGCCGCCUUAGGUGCCUUCUGCUCUCUGGAAUCAGAGGACUAGUGGACUUUGCCAAGGAGCGCUGCCAAGGGGCACGCCCGCACUACACCUCCCUCACGCCGUCCCAGGUGUGGGUCACUGCCGUCUGUGCCCACAGCACCCCAGGGCACCCACUCAUCCACUGGAUCUGACCACUGCAGUUCACUCCUCCCGCCCAUGGACACCAGCCGUGCCAUUCAGUGGGGUCCUGGCCCCCUCCCACCACUCUAGCCUUCCUCGGGCUGCACCAAAGAUCCCAUCGUCAGGGCCAACCGAGUGAGGGAGUUCUGCGCCCCCAGCCCGCUGGCUCUCGGAGAGGAGAGACCCUCUUCGUGGACCUCUCUUCACAGGUGACUGAGGACUGUCCCAGCCAAGUCCCCUUGACGUCACAGCUCACGACACUGCAAGUGCCAUUCGCCACUGCAUCCUGGGCUUCACGAGACCGCACCGGACAGGGUCCAUGGGAAAGGAGGGUUGGGGGGAGGGGAGGGGGUUGAAUAUUUGUAUAAAAGGCAAAAAUCAUGUUUACUGGUUGGGGAGGGGCAAUAUUUAUUUGUUGUAAAUAGUAAAUGCUAGACUUAUGAUAUUAAAUCCCUGUUUCUACUAUAGACCGGGAA